Molecule: messenger RNA, 768 nt
Organism: Diaporthe citri
Lineage: Eukaryota; Fungi; Ascomycota; Sordariomycetes; Diaporthales; Diaporthaceae
Exons: 1
Coding region: 1-768 (255 amino acids)
Source: RefSeq, a predicted model, not a curated record
AUGAUCCAACCUAUUUUUGACAAGAUUUCAGUUUCAGAAACUUCAAACACACCCAUAUUGAAGGAUUCGACGGACCCCAUGAUCGUCCAAAAGUCUUGUCAUCCGAGACAUCCAGAGCGAGUCGUGAUCACACCGACCACCUCAUUGCAGCUCUUCCUGGAGAUGGACAUUCGGCUGAAGACCCAUGCACAAAACCCGAAUGCAUCUACCACAAAAUCCAUCACAAAUCAGCAAGCCACACGAAAACAAAAAGCCAUCGUAAUAUGUGGUUUUGCUGCGAUCGGGAAGUCAACCUUCAAGGCUGCGUGUGACAAGGCAUACGAUGGCGAUCGAGUGAUAGACCUCGACUCGAGUCUUUUCCCAAAGGGGCCGACAUGGCCGAACAACUAUCUCGAGGCAAUCAGAGAGAGACUAAGCGAGAAGUGCAUUCUCAUGAUUUCGACACACAAGGACAUUUAUAGUCGGCUGCUCGAGGAGGGUGUCGCCCUCAUCCUGGUUUACCCCAAACGGGAACUCAGGGCAGAGUGGUUGGAGAGAAUACGGAAGCGCGAGGCAGAUGCCGGAAGUGAUGCAGCUGCAAGCAUAUGCGGUGUGGUGAAUGACCGAUGGGACGGGUGGGUCAGUGAAUAUGGCGAGCAAAGAGGGUGUCUAAAGUACGAGAUGUCUGAAGGGGAAUAUCUCCAAGGGGCCGUGCAUGAAGUUGUUGACCAUUUCCAUGAGGGCUUCUCGAGCUCAAAAAACGACAAAUAUGAGCUGGUGGAGGACUGA